AUGAAUUUCAUCACACGAAUAGUGGGACCGCAAUUUCGACAAUUGGUGUUUAAUCAAACACCUGUAAGUUGGCAGCGAGUGGCCGUGCUUUCCAACAAGAAUGUGUUACUUUACUCCACGAAAACAUCUAAACCGCAAGAACCCGGCAUCACCAGUGCUGCAGCAACCAGCAGGAAGGCGAAAACAUCACCAAAAAUUACUCUGAUUUCUUCCGAUGAAUCGAUAUCGAUAGUGAAUCUGGAUGAGGCAGUAAAAAUAUCCACCCGGCGUAAUUUAAAGCUUGUGAAGAUCGUCGAUCUCGACACUAAAACGCAGCGUCCGGUGUACAGAUUAAUGACCGGCGCGGAAUAUCUAAACGAAGACCUAAAGCGACGUGAGGAAAAGAAAAAAACCAAACAGGAUGCAUCCGUUAAGGGCGACAAGCUGUUGACGAUUAGUGCUCGCAUAGCCGAACACGAUCUCGCAUCAAAGAUACAGAAUGUGCUAAAAUGGUUAAGCAAAUCGUACGAAGUGCGUGUCGUUGUAACGGGUGACGGAGCAGGCAAUAAGGCAAAGCAAGAGGACAUUGUACAGCGCUUCGAGACGAGUGUAAAAAACACCGGCAAGAUUGUGCAGAAACGCCUGCGGGAUAAUGAUUUACGGUUUAAUAUUACACCAACCACGAGUAGUGGCGCCGCGGUGGGUAAGAAAGGAUUGCUGGAUGUAAAGGAUACAUCAAACGGGUUAGAUCAACCGCAGGCUGUUCGUGGACUGCACACCCGGACCAGCUCGAUGGCGUGA
Molecule: messenger RNA, 780 nt
Organism: Anopheles marshallii
Lineage: Eukaryota; Metazoa; Arthropoda; Insecta; Diptera; Culicidae
Gene: mIF3
Product: translation initiation factor IF-3
Exons: 2
Coding region: 1-780 (259 amino acids)
Biological process (GO): mitochondrial translational initiation; ribosome disassembly
Cellular component (GO): mitochondrion
Molecular function (GO): ribosome binding; translation initiation factor activity
Source: RefSeq, a predicted model, not a curated record